This is a messenger RNA of Dicentrarchus labrax (European seabass), 4452 nucleotides long. It is a transcript of the gene ggt5b, whose product is annotated as gamma-glutamyltransferase 5b. Bases 156 to 1832 code for a protein of 558 amino acids. Gene Ontology annotation, cellular component: plasma membrane. NCBI's taxonomy places the organism in Eukaryota, Metazoa, Chordata, Actinopteri, Moronidae. The transcript has 12 exons. Gene Ontology annotation, molecular function: leukotriene-C(4) hydrolase activity; glutathione gamma-glutamate hydrolase. The record is from RefSeq and is a predicted model, not a curated record. Gene Ontology annotation, biological process: leukotriene D4 biosynthetic process; glutathione catabolic process; inflammatory response.
GUUCUUUAACUUUGCAUAGUAGCCAGUUAUAUGGAGGGGAGGGGUAAAACCAGCGCUGGGGAUUAAAGCUCUCUGUUCAUUGAGCGUAAGUGCGCACUGAGCUGCAGCAGCAACAGUUCCUUUAGCAGCAAAGUUUCCUUACACAGAAAAGUUUAAUGGCUAAAUACAAGCCCUGGGUGGUGUGCUGCUUUAUCUUGGCUGGUUUAAUUUGCGCUGUUCCCCUUAUCUGUCUGUGCAUCUACUCACUUCUGGACGGAGGAUGUCCCGGCGGCAGCUUCAAGCGCGCUGCGGUGUCCGCAGACUCUCAACGUUGUUCCGAGAUCGGCAGGAACAUGCUCCAGAUAGGGGGGUCAGCAGUAGAUGGCGCCAUUGCAGCUCUUCUGUGCACAGCUGUGGUCAAUCCACAGAGCAUGGGGAUUGGAGGAGGGUCUAUAUUCACUAUAAGAAAUAAAACAGGAAAUGUCAAAGUCUACAACUUCAGAGAGACGGUCCCAAAGUUUUUCAAGACUGAUCUGUUAAAGGACUGUCCCACCACAUUCAGUCUGAGCACAGGCAGCCAGUGGAUUGGUGUUCCUGGAGAGCUGCGGGGCUAUGAGGAAGUUCACAAACAUCAUGGGAAGCUGCCUUGGGCCAAGCUGUUUGAGCCAACAAUUAAACUGGCCAGGGAGGGCUUCGAAAUUCCGCCUUAUCUGGCAUAUGUCCUGAGCCAACCCAUUGCAAAAAGUCUUGUGGAAAGCUCCUCUCUCUGCAAAAUCUUCUGCAACAAGAACAAAACAGUCCUGCGCAAAGGAGACACCCUGAAGUAUCCGAAACUCGCAGAAACCCUGGAAAUAAUUGCAAAGCAAGGGGCAGAUGCCUUCUACACUGGCAAGAUAGGACAAGACUUAAUCAAAGACAUAAAAGCUGCAGGUGGGACAUUGGAAAUGGAUGAUCUGAAAUCUUUCCGCGUGCGAGUGAUGGAUGCAUGGACAGUCCCUCUCGGAGAUACUCAAAUGCACAUUCCUCCACCACCUGCCGGGGGCGCCCUACUCACCUUCAUUCUCAAACUGAUGAAAGGGUUUCCCUUGAGUCCAAGCUCCCUGGACGGUUACCAGAAGAUUCAGAUGUACCAUCAUUAUAUAGAGGCAGCUAAAUUCGCCAAUGGACAAAGGAGGAGCAUUUGUGAUCCUGACUUUAAUAACAGGAGUGCAGAUCAUUUGAUUGAUCCUUCAUUCAUUAAUCACAUCAGGGAGAGGAUUUCUUCAAACCGUACCCAUGACAACUUCGACUACUACAGUAAAAAACCCUCUUCUGAUCACAUUGGGACAACACAUGUAUCAGUCCUUGAUGAAGAUGGACUAGCUGUCUCUGCCACCAGCACCAUAAAUCAAUUAUUUGGAGGAUCUGUUUACUCUCCAGAAACAGGCAUCAUUCUCAACAAUGAGCUGUCUGACUUCUGUGGGAGAGCAGAAACUAUGAGGGCAGGUGAACAGCCUCCUUCAUCAAUGAGUCCAGUAAUCCUGGAGUCAAAGUCUGGAGGGCUCCUUGUGAUUGGUGGAUCGGGAGGAAGCCUGAUUACCUCAGCAGUGGCCUUGGCAAUAAUGAAUCACCUGUGGCUGGGGAGAAAUCUGACAGCCGCCAUUGCUGAGCCUAUAUUGUUUGUUGAUGCCAAGAACAAUGUGAAUUUUGAGCAAAAUUUUGACAAGUCUGUGAUAGCUGGCCUCAAAGCUCUUGGACACAAAGUUGGGCACUGGCAAUAUUUCCUCAAUGUUGUCAAUGCCGUGGAAAAGAAGAAUGGUUGCAUUGUGGCUGUAUCGGACAAGAGGAAGAGUGGGAUGUCAGCUGGAUACUGACCAUAGGAGCACCACCUAAAUCUGCCCUAAAGAUUGACUGAACCAUUAGCCUUAAAGGCAUACUAUGCAGUUUUUAACGUUAACUGUCGUAAAUACCACUCACCAGAGCGGCUCUGCGUCUCUGCACUCAUGACCUGAUCCCCUCCCCCCUGUAUACCAGUACAUGUUCAGUAGGAUGGAAGCUUCGGACAUCGAACAGGCAAAAAUAGACUCCGAAGAUGUCUACUGACCAGGUAACGUCUGAGUGAAUGCCUGCUAGUGUCUUCCACUGAGGCUGCUUCUUGUGUCGCUGAUGUAUGUGACGUUGCGCCGUGAAGCAAUUUGUGAUUCUCGCAAGAUUUGGCGGGGCGCCGCCUUUCAGACUUGCAUUGCUGGUUCUGCCAACGGCGUCCCUCUCCUGCGUUACUAUCGGGAUGAUUCGCUAUACUACGAGUUCGUUUACCAUCGAAAUGACUUCAAAGCUGUUAUAUUAAGGUAAAAAUCUUGCAUAGUGUGCCUUUAAGAACAAUGAAUGUGCCAAACCCAUGACAACAAAAUGUGAGGUUUUUUUGUUGCUUGAGCUCUUUCCUAAAGGAGCUGAUGACCAAUACAGUCGGGAAACUACUAAGCUUAAUGGAUAAUUCCCAUUUAGUUGUAUUUGUAGGUUUGGGCAUUGGAUAACAUUGUACUCACCAUAGUAAAUGCAGAGAUCUUGGAAAUCUACAUGACUCAAAAGAAGUCAGAUGGGGCUAGAAACACAAGUGGUCAGACGAGCAGAUUAUCUGAACCGCUUUCUUUGGAGGUAAACUGAAAGUAUGAGUUUUCUUUCCCAAGUCCGGUGUUUCCACUUCCUUUUUAAAUCUACAAAUUGAAGAUGCGAAUGAAAGAAUUUCUUUUGGGGCCUUUCUUACAUUGCUGGAAGCUGAGAACUAUGUAUUCAAACUCUAUAUAUAGUUUAACUAUAUGUAACAUUAUAUAAAACUAUUAUUUGUUUUAUGAGGAAAACAUGCCAACCAUUUGAUGUUCUGCUCCACAUUGUGGCAAGAACAUCCUGCAAUCUAUAAAGUGAGCAUAAUCCUUGCACAACUUAAUUUAAUAGAUGUUGAUUACGAACCUUAGACCUUAAAUCAGAGUUCUGAGCAACAUCCUCAAAGUCUUUCUAAACUGUCAACGAAAAAUGAGGGUUGACGACAGGCAUUUUGGCAGAAAAACCAUAGCCUACAACCCAGCCAACACUCAACAGCAAGUAAUACAAUCUAAAAUAAUCUAAAAUGACAACAAAACUCACUCAACACAUAGACAAAUUAACUGUUGAUGAGAGGUGUGAAGGAGGUUCAGCUAUACAACUGCCUUGAGUGCACAAACAGAAUGUUAAUAAUAAGUCAGCUGUCUGUCUGCAGCUUGCAUCUGAACAGAAUUGGCUAAUAUUCACCUGUGAAUUGCCAAAUAAUAUCUGUAUCACUUGCUUCAUUUGCAGUGAAUGCAGAGUCGGUGACUCAUACCUGAAUACUGACUUCUGUUCUCUGUCUACGUUUACUUCUGCCAGAGCCAGAGGAAUAUGUCGGACUUUUGUUUUGUUUGUUUUUACCAUCGUAUUUCAGCAGCAUAAUGAUUAGUUGGGCAGUUGCUGCAGCACCUUUGCAAAUCAAAUCUAUUCACUGACAUGAUCUGACAUGAGCUUUCAACAGCAUCUUAUAGUCUUCAUCACCAAAUGGUGUUUGCUCAGUUCUCAUGGUUUCUGGAAAGGCAAAUAACUGGGCCCUGGACUGUGAUUAGUGUGUCCAAAUUUUGGUAAUUCUUCACAUUCAACCACAUAAUUAUCAUAAAUACAGUUAUCAUUACAUAUAUACUGUACAUUUCAGUAACCUUAGAGACUUUUUAACAGUUUUAUGUAUAUAUAUAUAGUUCAAUAGUUUUUAUAUUUAGUCUGACUACUCAGAUUUCUUGCCCCAUCGGUCUUCUUUUUAGUGAUGUUUCCAGAUCUCAGCAAUUAACUUGAGUGAGUGUGAUUGACAGAAAUGCUGGACAAAUCUAAUAAUAAAAUAGGACUCAUCCUUUGUACCGAUCAGACCACUCCCUAUAAACACAUUUUCAAGCCAGCCAGUCGUCACAAAUGCACGGUGGCGUCAUGUGAGGUAACAAUGUAGACUAAUGCACAAUAAGCACACCGUGAGGUUGCUACUCUUACUGCUGAUAUCUGCUUUCAUGAGGAUUACACACUCCUGACCAAAGUGUAAUGUGUGUGCAUCGUGAGCCAUAAUGCAAAUCGGCUGCAGUCUAGCAAUACAAAACCAGCAAGUCUUUUCAUAUUGAUGAAUGUUUUAAUUUCUACGUAAUUCUAUGUAAGUUUACUGUAAAUGAGCCAUUGAACCCUUUCAAAGUGACAUCCUGACUGACGUGUGACCUUAAAGAUUUUAUUGAAUGUGAAACAACCUUAGUGAGGUCCCUGAGCAUUAUGUGAUCUUUGUUUAAAGAUUAGAAUAUGCUGUAGAUUCACAAUGAACUAAAUGAUCUCAAAAUUGUAUGUGUAUUUUCACACCACAUGUAAUUUUGUAUUUUCUGUGUUUUGUAAAACUGUUUUUUUUGACUCAUUUUGACUGUGAAUAUCUGUGUUUUCUCAAUAAAACAUAAAGACGAGUAA